AUGAUCCACGGUUACGCUUUCUCCAGUUUCAUUUGAGUGUGUGCGCGCUUUCAGUCACCACCGAUCCUACAAUGGCGACGGUUACGUUUUCCUUUUCCGCUAAAACCCUAACCCCACCCUAUCACCCGAAAACCCCAAUCUCGAGCUUCACCCCGGUGACGAAUUUACGCCUCCCUCAUUCUAUGGUGACCCGAACCCGAAACCCUAUCCGGAUUCGGGCGACGCUGGACGGCGAUUUCUCGGCGAAAAGGAGCAGCAGCAGCGAGCAGAGGGAGACGAUAAUGUUACCUGGCUGUGAUUACAACCAUUGGCUUAUUGUAAUGGAGUUUCCUAAGGACCCUGCACCCACCCGUGAACAAAUGAUUGACACUUACCUUGAGACUCUUGCCACUGUAUUGGGGAGCAUGGAGGAAGCAAAGAAGAACAUGUAUGCCUUCAGCACCACCACCUACACUGGAUUUCAGUGCACUGUUGAUGAAGCAACUUCAGAGAAAUUCAAGGGUUUGCCCGGGGUUCUUUGGGUACUGCCAGAUUCGUAUAUAGAUGUUAAAAACAAAGACUACGGAGGUGACAAAUACAUAAAUGGGGAGAUUAUUCCUUGCAAGUACCCUACCUACCAACCGAAACGUAGCGGGCCAAAGAAUGAGAGUAAAAGGUACGAGAGACGGAGAGAUGGCCCUCCCCCUGACCGCAGAGGCCAAGACAAGAGGCAGCUGCUUCAGAUUCAUCCUCUACAUGAGUCUUGCAGGUGAUUUUCAGUUUUGUCACAACUUUAUAUCAUGCUCAUGGUCAUUUAAACAAAUAGAAGAUUGAGCUUGUGUUGGAUUCUCGUCAGAUGCAUACAAUGUUUCUCGCAAGCUCAAAUGGGUAUUUUCACGAUUCAUCUUGAGGAAUAUGUGCUUUUGGACUAUAUGAGUAUGACAUGUGAGACAAGUGCUAGAUUUAUUUGUCUGUAAUUUGGAGCUAUUUAUGAUGCAAUCAGUUUGUUUUUGUGAUAAUUUUUCUGCAAGUUUCAUGGCAGCUGCAGUUUUAGCACAUAAAGUGACUGAUAUGAACUGUACAAGUUUAGAUAAUGUGCAUAUAUAGCCUUUUGACAUUUAUCUUAAACAGCCAGUUAAUGAAUCCUUAGGUUAGUAAUGCUA
Messenger RNA from Cajanus cajan (pigeon pea), 1142 nucleotides. It is a transcript of the gene MORF9, whose product is annotated as plastid developmental protein DAG. NCBI's taxonomy places the organism in Eukaryota, Viridiplantae, Streptophyta, Magnoliopsida, Fabales, Fabaceae. Gene Ontology annotation, biological process: chloroplast RNA modification; cytidine to uridine editing. The record is from RefSeq and is a predicted model, not a curated record. Gene Ontology annotation, cellular component: chloroplast.